GAGGGAACCUAAGGUCUGAUUUAAGAAAGAUCUGCAGGUAAAAGUGGUUUUAGUCUUUGCAGGAGCAGCUGCAAGGCCUACGCUUCUGUUCUGACGUGACCUCCAGGGGGCGCUGUUGAUGAUGCAGUUUAAGUUAUUGCAGCUUGUAGAUCAGUUGAUAAGGAAUAGUUCAAGUUGCGUUUAUGAAAAUAAAACCUGACGUUUCUGCUGAAGUUGAAAGAGUCUUGAGACAAAACCAGCAGAGGGAAGGGGAAGAAGACGGAAGGAGGAGGUUCAAACCACCAGCCAGUUCUGCAUUAGACGUUGCAACAGAGUGACAGCAGGAAGCACAUAUGACACCCUCAACGUCUUUCUCCUUCACUGUGACACCCCAGAGCAGAAGGAGGAGAGGCGAGAGGCGGCGCGCCGUCGAAGGAGCACAGGGGAGCCCGGAGCUGUCAGACCUGGGUCCACCGGAGAGCUUUCAAAAGUAAAACACAGAAAAGGGAGAACCAGAGGAGAACCAGAGGAGGAAAAGGCUAAACCCAAGGUUAAAGAAGUAGGGUCAGAAAGAAGAGACAUCUACCGGGACGAGAACGUCGAUGGUACCGACACAUCUGAGCAGGACCGGAGGCCGCGAGGAGGGAAGGAGGUGAAGGAAGCCAAGGAGACAAGGAGACAUAAGGAAGGUGGAGCAGCAGGUGGAGUCGUGAUGGAGGAGGACAUCAGGAAGCAGGGGAUGCUCUUCCUCCAGCAGCAGCGCUUUGGGAAGAAGUGGAAGCGGGUCUGGUGCGUCCUGUACCGGGAAAGUUCCUGCUCCAUCUCCAGGCUGGAGUUCUUUGAGUGUAAAGAUGCCGGGAACGUGGAGAGGAACGACAAGACGCUGCGCAAGCAGCAGGAGAACAAGAAGGUGAUCCGUCUGGCGGACUGCAUCCGGGUCUCAGAGGUGGACAUGGACGGAUGUCCCAGAGAUACGGGCUCCUUCCUGGUGGAGACCACCGAGAAGAUCUUUGUGUUCGCCGCAGACAGACACCAGCUGGAAGACUGGACCCACAAGCUGUGUGAGAUCGCCUUCCCUAUGAGCUGGACAGAAGGUGGAGCAAAGCGAGGAAGUCUGCAGAGAGGAAACAGGGUGGAAGAGGACGAAGGGAUGGAGGACAACUCGCUUUACAGCGGCAGAGAAACAGGUAGACCUUAGUGUCCGUGUCACUGGA
This is a messenger RNA of Fundulus heteroclitus (mummichog), 1193 nucleotides long. RefSeq names its product docking protein 2-like. Gene Ontology annotation, cellular component: cytoplasm. The record is from RefSeq and is a predicted model, not a curated record. The transcript has 4 exons. Bases 692 to 1177 code for a protein of 161 amino acids. Gene Ontology annotation, biological process: cell surface receptor protein tyrosine kinase signaling pathway; positive regulation of MAPK cascade. NCBI's taxonomy places the organism in Eukaryota, Metazoa, Chordata, Actinopteri, Cyprinodontiformes, Fundulidae.